Molecule: messenger RNA, 1605 nt
Organism: Culex quinquefasciatus (southern house mosquito)
Lineage: Eukaryota; Metazoa; Arthropoda; Insecta; Diptera; Culicidae
Product: facilitated trehalose transporter Tret1
Exons: 1
Coding region: 21-1394 (457 amino acids)
Biological process (GO): transmembrane transport
Cellular component (GO): membrane
Molecular function (GO): transmembrane transporter activity
Source: RefSeq, a predicted model, not a curated record
UUGAAUCGCGCACAUCAAUUAUGUCAAUUGUCAAGCUUUUGCAAACUCACCGCAAUGAAUUUGUGGCCUCGUUGGCAGCCACCUUGUGCUUGUUUAUGGUCAUAACCACCAACGCGUGGACCUCGCCGGCUCUGCCCAAGCUCCUUGCGGACGAUUCACCAGUGCCGAUCACCGAAGACGAAGGCUCUUGGAUUGUGGCCAUCCUGGCGAUCGGUGGCCUUUGCGGACCCAUCGUAGCCGGAGUUACGGUGGACCGCAUUGGACGGAAAUUCACCCUUCUGGCGACCUUUGUACCGGUGGUGAUCGGAUGGACGCUCGUGGGACUUGGCGAUGCGGUUGGAUACCUGUACGCGUCUCGUUUUCUAUUCGGGCUUUCGUAUGGGACGGCUUACUCUGUGUCUCCGAUAUAUCUGGGGGAAAUCGCAUCGGACCAGAUCCGGGGCACCGCCGGAACGUUCAUCACCGUAAUGGCCAAACUGGGCUACAUGGCAGUGUAUUGCAUUGGACCGUACGUCGAGUACUACACGUAUGCCUGGAUUUCGAUGGCUGCUCCGGCGAUUUUUGUCCUGUGCUUCUUCUGGAUGCCGGAGUCGCCUCAUUAUCUGAUCGAAAAGCAAAAAGACGCCGAAGCCGCCAAGUCUCUGCGUUGGCUACGACGAAGGUCUUCGGUGUCUGAGGAAAUCAACGCCAUUCGGACAUCGAUUCAGCAGGCCAGUGCCAACCGAGGUUCGUUCCGGGAACUAUUCGACCCCCAGUACAGAAACAACAUUCGCAUCGUGCUGGUUCUGGUGUUUGCCAUGCAGUUCACCGCACUGCUGCCAAUUCUCAGCUACGCCCAAACCAUUUUCGAGAAGAUUUCCAUCGAACUCAAACCAGAAGAGAUGUCCAUUGUGCUAGGAGCAGUCCAAUUCCUUGCAGUUCUAUUUCCAGCAGUAUUGGUAGAUCGUGUCGGUCGGCGUCCUCUGCUGCUGAUUUCAACCGCCGGAGCCAGCCUGGGAUUGCUCGCAGCUGCGGCAUACUUUGCAGUUGAAACUGCGGACAACAUCGACACAACAAGCCUCGGUUGGCUGGCGUUCGUAGCCCUGCUGCUGUUCAUCGUGUUCUACGGCUUGGGGCUCGCCACAGUGUCCUUUGCCGUGCUGAGCGAAAUCUUCCCGGUGAACAUUCGGGCUUUUGCGAAUGCUCUGUUCACGAUACUGAGUGCGCUGGUGCUGUUCGUGAUGGUGAAAGUGUUUCAACUGACGCUGGACAACGUUGGGCCGUACCUGCCGUUCGGGAUGUUCGGCGUGUUUGGUCUCAUUGGAGGUGCGCUGAUCUACGCGUACAUUCCGGAAACCAAAGGGCGGUCAUUGGACGAGGUGCAGCGGAUUGUCAGUGGGAAACGGGUGGAUUGAUCCGUUCAUACAAUAAUUUGUCGUUAUUUAUUUGCCGUAAGGAAAAGAAAAUAAAAUAACUGUUCUUGACGAACAACUUCGUCUAAGGGCUCUACACGGGGUAGCAAUCCAAUCCGCCAGAAGAUGAAUAACCAAUUCCCACCUCGGGGCGUGCUAUUUAAGUAUGUAUCUAAAGUUCUUCGUCAUGAUGGUUAUCCUUGUAGCAUUAACA